This is a messenger RNA of Telopea speciosissima, 2058 nucleotides long. RefSeq names its product peptidyl-prolyl cis-trans isomerase CYP71. Lineage: Eukaryota; Viridiplantae; Streptophyta; Magnoliopsida; Proteales; Proteaceae. The transcript has 13 exons. Gene Ontology annotation, molecular function: peptidyl-prolyl cis-trans isomerase activity; protein binding. The record is from RefSeq and is a predicted model, not a curated record. The coding region runs from base 67 to 1929 and encodes 620 amino acids. Gene Ontology annotation, biological process: protein peptidyl-prolyl isomerization; protein folding.
GCUCUAGGGCGACGAGUUGGUCUGUUAGUGAACAUCACCGUCACUCGACGUUCAAACAACCCUAAAAUGGAGGAACCUCAGAACGGGAGGGAGAGUUCGUCCAUGGCGGAGAACGAGGAAGAACCAAUGGUCGGUCCUGGUCCGGCCCCUCAGUCUCGUCCCAAGCGUCCUCUGCAAUUCGAGCAGGCAUAUCUCGAUGCGCUUCCGUCCGCUAACAUGUAUGAGAAAAGUUACAUGCAUCGUGAUGUGGUCACACAUGUUGCUGUAUCAGCAGCAGAUUUUCUCAUAACAGGAAGUGCUGAUGGGCAUUUGAAAUUUUGGAAGAAAAAGCCUCUUGGAAUUGAGUUUGCAAAGCACUUCAGAUCCCAUCUCGGUCCCAUUGAAGGGGUGUCUGUUAGUGUUGAUGGGUUGCUUUGCUGUACAAUUUCAAAUGAUCGUUCCGUCAAGAUAUAUGAUGUUGUCAAUUAUGACAUGAUGGUGAUGAUACGCUUGCCAUUUGUUCCGGGUGCAAUUGAAUGGGUUUACAGGCCUGGAGAUGUCAAAGCCAAGAUUGCUAUUAGUGAUCGUAACUCUCCAUAUGUACGAAUAUAUGAUGCAAGAGCUGGUUCAAAUGAACCCAUCAUCUCCAGAGAGGUACACAUGGGCCCAGUAACAGUUAUGAAGUACAAUCAUACAUUUGACACUGUGAUAUCUGCAGAUAGCAAAGGAAUAAUUGAGUACUGGUGCCCUGCUACACUGCAGUUCCCUGAAAAUGGGAUAAGUUUCAGAUUGAAAAGUGAUACCAAUCUUUUUGAAGUUGUGAAGUGCAAAACUACAGUUUCUGCGAUUGAGGUGAGUCCGGAUGGUAAGCAAUUCGCCAUUACAUCACCUGAUCGUAGGAUACGUAUUUUCUGGUUUAGAACUGGUAAACUAAGACGAGUUUAUGAUGAAUCUCUUGAGGUGGCCCAGGAUCUCCAGAGAAGUGAUGCGCCCCUUUACCGGCUGGAAGCAAUUGAUUUUGGACGAAGAAUGGCUGUUGAGAAGGAAAUUGAGAAGACAGAAAAUGUGCCACAACCAAAUGCAAUAUUUGAUGAAAGCUCCAACUUCAUUAUAUAUGCGACUCUUUUAGGCAUAAAAGUUAUUAAUUUGCACACAAAUAAGGUGGCCCGAAUUCUUGGAAAGGUGGAGAACAAUGAUAGAUUCUUGAAAAUUGCACUGUAUCAAGGUGACAGAAGCAGUAAAAAAGUAAGAAAAAUUCCAGCAGCGGCAUCAAAUGUCAAUGAGAGCAAAGAGCCCUUAUCAGAUCCUACUCUCUUAUGUUGUGCUUUCAAGAAACACAGAAUCUAUUUGUUCAGUAGGAGAGAACCAGAGGAGCCUGAAGAUGCAACCAAAGGAAGAGAUGUGUUCAAUGAAAAGCCUCCUCCUGAUGAACUUUUGGCAGCAUCAGAUAUUGGAAAAGCUGUCACGACAUCGCUUCCUGACAAUGUGAUCUUGCACACGUCACUGGGUGACAUCCAUAUGAAACUAUAUCCAGAAGAAUGUCCAAAAACUGUGGAGAACUUCACAACACACUGCCGGAAUGGUUAUUACGAUAAUCUCAUUUUCCACCGGGUCAUCAAAGGCUUCAUGAUACAGACAGGAGAUCCUUUGGGAGAUGGCACUGGUGGGCAGUCUAUUUGGGGGAGGGAGUUUGAGGAUGAGUUUCACAAAAGCUUACGGCAUGACAGACCUUUUACUUUGUCAAUGGCAAAUGCUGGGCCAAACACUAAUGGAUCUCAGUUCUUUCUUACAACUGUAGCGACGCCAUGGCUAGAUAAUAAGCACACAGUGUUCGGUAGAGUGGUGAAGGGAAUGGAUGUCGUACAGGCUAUAGAGAAGGUGAAGACAGACAAGGCUGAUAAGCCAUAUCAAGAUAUUAAAAUCCUGAACGUGACUGUUCCUAAAUCUUGAAAUCCGUUCUUUGAAUGGAAUUUCUUACCGUUCGUAGUGUUGAUGCUCUUGGCAGUCAUUGUUUGUUCUGCAAUGGUACUUCUGUUUUCAUAUAUAUUCUUCCUCAUACUAUUUUCCAGAUUAUUGUUU